AUGUACGCAACUGUCUCGCAGGAUAUUCUCCAAUCAAUCCUCGUCGUCGAUGACACUGCCGAAGAAUGCUGGAAGCGCAUCGCCGCUAUGUUUCAUGAUGAUAACAAGUAUUCACAUGUUGUACAAUUAGAAAAUCAAUUCAGCAACACAAACCUGGAAGAUUUUCCAUCGACAAAAGCGUACUGCAACCGCCUCAAAACUCUAUCUGAUCAACUCGUCAACGUCGACUCUCCGGUCACUAACACACGACUGGUGCUUAAAAUGAUAUCCGGUCUCACUGAUGCAUACGCUGGUUUUGUCACCUAUAUACAGCAACACGACUUUCUCCCUACCUUCACCACAUCACGAUCACGGCUGGAACUCGAGGAAUCAACCAUGUUGCAGCGUGUCGCUCGCGAAUCACACGCCUCCUCUGUUUCAGCCGCUCUCAUGGCCAAAGUUCCGGCCACCGAACCUGCACCCAAAUCAUCAUCCUAUGCUUCAAACUCCUAA
Molecule: messenger RNA, 492 nt
Organism: Lathyrus oleraceus (garden pea)
Lineage: Eukaryota; Viridiplantae; Streptophyta; Magnoliopsida; Fabales; Fabaceae
Exons: 1
Coding region: 1-492 (163 amino acids)
Source: RefSeq, a predicted model, not a curated record